Molecule: messenger RNA, 384 nt
Organism: Ostertagia ostertagi
Lineage: Eukaryota; Metazoa; Nematoda; Chromadorea; Rhabditida; Trichostrongylidae
Source: the annotation of a GenBank genome assembly
AUGAUCGUUGACGUGGAGAAAGCAUUCCACAUGAUAUACCUCCAAGAAUCCGAAAGAGACUGUGCAGAUUUCUCUGGCUUAAAAACGUCAAUCGACCUCCAACUCAGGACAAUGUACAACUUCUUACGAUUUUGUCGUCUACCCUUCGGAAUAAACGCUUCACCAUUUCUUCUUGGAAUAUCCAUUCAAUAUGGAAUUGAACAGCAAAAACAUCAAGAUGACACCAUUACCCAGCGACUUAUUGAGAACCUAUACGUGGACAACGUCCUUAUGCUCGAUUAUUCAACAGAAUCUCUUCUUGCCACCUAUCACGCGUGCAAGAAUAUAUUCUCCAAACAUGUCAAUGAAUCUUCGCCAAUUCAUUACAAACGACGCAGAUUGUAA